AACGGACUCCACACAAACUGAGAAAACACCGGAAAUCCCUCUGAACCUCUGUUAUAGUUCAUUCUCUGAACAGAAAGAAGUCCAAAGAAGAAAUAAGUGUGGGCUAUUCAGGCUUUGGAUUUAAAAUGAGCUCUCCUUUGUCGAUGCUAAAGAAAACCAAACGCACUCCUCUGCAGGGCGCUCACAAAGAGCAAGGGAGCAAAUCAAAAGUUCCUUUAAGGAGGAAUCUGCUGAAAGAAUUUGAGUCUGAAUUGGCCGAUGAGUCUUCUGAUUACUCUCACACUCCACCCAACGAAGCCUCCACCUCAAAUACGGGAGCUCCAUUAAAGAAAGGGUGUCCUCCGACCAACUUUGACCUCAUGUCUGCCAUGAUGCAGCGAGUGACCCUCCUGGAGAAAACAGUGAGGAGCCAGGCAAAGGAGAUAGAGCGCAAAGAUAAACAGAUUUCAGAUUUAGAGGAGAAGCUGAGGGCUCAGGAGAAGUCAGGAAGCAUGCAUGACCCGAGGAGCAGAGAUGAUCUCGAAAGCCGGUGCCAACAACUGCAAAAUCAAGUGCAUGAGAUGGAGGACUUUCUGAACGAUUAUGGUUUGAUCUGGGUGGGAGAUACAGACACUGGUGAUCCUGCAGAGCGAGAGACUUCUGGUAGCAGAGGCUUCCACAUAAACUUUGAUCUCGUGCUGCAGAGGAUCAGAGAACUGAACGUCCUCGCAGGGGAAGGAGAGUCUUUUGUGCAAAUGACAGCGACAGGAGCACAGCUGGCAAAAAAGGAUCCCAUUCCACUGAGGCUCUACAGGAAUGGCAUUGUAAUGUUUGAUGGUCCUUUCCGCUCAUAUCAGGAGCACAGCACCCAGCAGUGCAUGCAAGAUCUAAUGGAUGGCUAUUUUCCAUCUGAGCUUCAAGAAAGAUUUCCAGAUGGUGUACCUUUUGAGCUUCAUGACAGGCGUUACGAGGAAUUCAACUCUAGGCUCCCAUGGGAAACGUUUCCUGGUGAAGGACAGCCUGUUUGUGGGGACAAAGAUGAAUCAGCAAGCGCGCUGAGCUCUCACUUACCCGGCAAGAAGAUGACCACGGAUCAGUUCCUGAACAAGCUGCCGAAGUUGGUGGUGAAGGCCGGCCGAGUGAUUGAUAUCAGGAACUCACUGAGGGCAAAGCUGCAGGGUACAUCUGAUGUGGACAGCAGCAGUUCAGUGAUACUGAUAGAUACACCGUCACUGCAGGCGAGUACUGAGAGACUGCAGGCUUUCAGCGCCUACCAGCCUGCCUGUAAUGUCAUCACUCUCAAGGUGAAGUCAGAAGACGGGAGUCACACUUACAUAGUGAAAAUGUCCCCGUCGGAAACAGUCGGUGACCUGCGGAGGUACCUGGACAAACACAGAAGGGGUGAUGUGUCCAGUUAUGACAUCAUCAGCGCAUACCCACAGUGCAACUAUGAUGAUGAUGGCCAGACGCUCCAAUCGCGUGGAAUCGUGAGAAAUGCCACUCUACUGCUGCGACAGAGGAAACCCGGUCCUUCACUGGCUGACGUCAACAAAGCUCUUAAAGAUUAAAGAAUUACUUUUGUCUUGUUACAUCAGUGCGUCAUUAAUGUUAUUAAUGACGACUGUGUUCUGUGACAGUGAGGCCAAAAGCAUUGACAAACCCAUGACACUGAAACAAAAAUGAGCCAUUAUUCCUUUUGUUUCUUAUACCUUUGCUCUUAACUGGGACACAGCUCAUUAACACCAAUAUCUAAUCAGAUAAUCACAUGGCAGCAAUUCAGUGCAUGUAGACAUGGUCAAGCUGACCUGCUAAAGUUCAAACAGAUCAUCAGAACAGUUGGUGCCAGAUGGGCUGGUCUGAAAAUUUCAGAAACUGCUGAUCUACUGGGAUUUUCCACACAAUCAUCUCUAAAGUUCACAGAGAAAAUGUUCAGUGAGCAGCAGUUCUCUGGGUGAAAUAGGAGAAAUAGAAUGACUGCUUAGAGCUUAUGGGAAUGGAGCAGUAACUUGUUACAACCAAAAUAUGCAAAAGAGCAUCUCUGAACACACAGAACCUUUAAGCAGGUGACAGCAGCAGAAGACCACACUGGCUGCUGUCAGCUGAGACCAGGACGCUGGAGUUACGAUUAAGAUUGGAAAAAUGUUACGUGGUUUGAUGAGUCUCAGUUUCUGCUGCAAUACUCAGAUGAUACAGUCAGAAUUCUGUGUAAACAUAAACAAGGUUCAGGCUGCUGGCGGUAGGAGAUAAUCUACUUGGCUUGAAACCAUCUGCAUCUACACACUGAGUAUUGUUGUUGACCAUGUCCAUUCCUUUAUGACGACAGCAUACCUAUCUAUUGAUGGUUGCAUCCAGCAGGAUAACACCCCACGUCACAAAGCUCAAAUCUUCUGUAACUGGUUGCAUUAUGAAUGUGCAGCUGAAACAUCUGCAGGAACUCUGUGAUGCUAUGAUGUUAACAUGAACCAAAACCUCUGACGAAUGUUUUUAGCAUUGUGUGAUAGUUUUUUUUGUGUGUGCGCAUUUGUAUAACCCAAUAUAACUCAUAACCCAACUUGCAGUGGCUCACAUACAGUCCUAAGUAUGAAGACUGAGGUUAAAACUGAUCGAACUUACAUUGGUGGCUUUUAACAGUCUUUUCAUCCUUUCUGUGCAAAGUUAAAAAAUAAAAGCAAUCUGAGACCAAUUAAAA
Molecule: messenger RNA, 2668 nt
Organism: Oreochromis aureus
Lineage: Eukaryota; Metazoa; Chordata; Actinopteri; Cichliformes; Cichlidae
Gene: ubxn11
Product: UBX domain protein 11
Exons: 14
Coding region: 126-1547 (473 amino acids)
Biological process (GO): proteasome-mediated ubiquitin-dependent protein catabolic process
Molecular function (GO): ubiquitin binding
Source: RefSeq, a predicted model, not a curated record